Haliotis rubra (blacklip abalone) is the source of this 3009-nucleotide messenger RNA. RefSeq lists its product as uncharacterized. The record is from RefSeq and is a predicted model, not a curated record. The transcript is spliced from 5 exons. The coding region runs from base 1111 to 2031 and encodes 306 amino acids. NCBI's taxonomy places the organism in Eukaryota, Metazoa, Mollusca, Gastropoda, Lepetellida, Haliotidae.
UUGGUCUGGAACUGAGAGUUCAGGGCCACCUCCUGUAACCAGCACCAGAAUACAUUGCUGUGAACCCACAGAUGGACUUGGUUCUGGAUUGAAGUCAUGUACCCCACAGCAUCAACUUUUAGAGGCGUAUACUUGAACGCUUACUCUCUUUUAACGAAUGUCGAUUCAAGCUCCUCAGUCAUGCGUCCGUAUUCAACAUUAACGGGAGAGCGUGUCAUCUGACGAUGUUAGCAUCAUGGUUUGGAUCAGCAGAAGACGGAUCUCGUAGUUUUAAACGCCCGUCGUACAACACAAGGGUGGGGUCAUUCGCCCAGCUCUUCUUCCAUACAACCAACAAAACCCUCGAAAGAUAUUCCAGCGAGACAACGCCAAAGCAACUCACCCAACCCUCAUUCGCUAUAUACGACUUUAUACGUCUCACCGCUGAAUGAUCAUGGAAAUGAAAAACUUGUAAUUGCAGCUGUACAUGUUUUAACGCUAUUGAAAUGUUUCCAAAUCGGAUAACCAACUGUAUGUCGUGUCUUGUAAUUUCAUUCUUCAAAAAAUGGUUCUUUGUUAAGGAAGCAAUGAACCUGAAACGUUUACACAUACAGACUAUGUACUGGACACAAAAUCGCUGAACCUUGUCACUUGUUUUAAUGACAACCACUUUGACAUCAAGGGUAAAAUGAUAUCCUCCGACAAAACAGUAAAUUCGGAACUGUCUGGAAUUAUCGAUCUCGUUAGGGCUUCUAAGCUAUGAAAUGACAAGUAAAUGGACAUGUAAGAUUUCAUAAAGAUGUGUUCCAUAUAGUUUCUAUACAUUGAGACGAGUACAAUGAUCAAAUAGUGUAAAACAAUAUCGGACACCUUACUCUGAUAAAUGCAGGGCGCGUACAUAGCAUGGAUCAAUAGGCAGUUGCCUACUGAGAUGGCGAGGUCGAUAUGCACUUAACAUGCUGUAUGCAUUCUUUCAAAGACGAGUUCAGAGGAAGUUUAGACUAAUGUUAGAGAAUGUUCCAUUCGAAGACAUCGGCUUUAUAUAUGUGCUGAUGUUUCAGUGACAUAUGUUGACCUAUCUGCUGGAGAUCCUACACUUACCGACAGUAUCUUACAGAAAUUGUUAACAUCAUGACUGAAUCUUUUCUGCAGCAGUUGUUAUGCCUAAUGGUUAUGGCGUCAGCUAAAUAUCGACAAGAGUUUUAUUCAGUUGUACGUGGAUAUCGUUUGACAAACCCACCAAUGUGGACCGUGAGCUACAAACCAACAAAAACGUUUUCAGCAUGGUGUCUCAAACACUGUCUGGCGUUAUCGUGCGCAAGUGCUUCGUUCUGUCAAAAUGAGGGUAUUUGUGAACUCCACAGCCUGAAGUUGUACGAUAGUGAUUCAACAUUUGUGGAAAGUAAUGACUGGAUGUAUAUGGAACCCAGAUCAGAUGACCUGUUGACCUGGGACGGAUGGACAGUGGUUUUCCGGGCCCAGAAAGACACAGGGACGUCUAUCUACUCAGCAUGGUUGAACGACAGCCUCUACCACGACCACCCACUUCUACCACCUCGACUGAAACCUGGCUGUUUCUCACCCAACACAUCUCGUCCAUGUGAGGAUCAUUUCAGAAGCAAGAUUAUGUCUGCAUGGGACACGGCUGGUAUACAGCUGGUGAAAGUUCUGCUGAUGAAGAACAGUCACGUUCGGAAUGAAAUUAUCUUUGAUGGAACCGGUAGUACCAAGAUGUCCUGGUUUACACCAACUAGGGUGAUCAAUUCAACAUGGACGGAUCUCACGACGUCAACUUCAAAUUAUUUCAGCAUCGAGGGACACCUUUACACACGUCGUUUCCUGAUCAGCCAUCUUUACGGUCUGUGUACCACUGAUGUGAUAUGGAUGUCGGUUGUGGACGGAAAUGAUCAGAGUCACCCGUGUUCCUGGGAUAACCCGUCAGUCUAUCCCAAGCUGCUCUACGCCAUCAACAAUCAGAAGGCGGCCAUAGGGACAUUAACAGAUUUCGAGUAUGGAGAUGUCAUGGCGAUUCUUGUCAAAUUGGGCAACUAAUGUAACGACAUGCCAUUCCCACCAGUUGCUUGGUUGUAGUUCUCUAGCCUCUAACUGGAUGAAGAAGGGCAAGUCAACUACACAAUGCCUUUACCCCUGGAUGAACAGUUAUUUUUCUGACGAAUAUUUUCAUAAGGUCUGAAAAGACAAUGUUGUGCGAGAAUUGCGCUCGCGCAACCCUGGAUAUAUCUGUGGCUAUAAAAUCACACAAAAAUGUAGGAUAUUAAAUUAUUUAUCUGAUUAUAUAAACUCAAGUGCAAAUUAUUCGGCGGCUUGAAAAGUAGCCAAAAACAAGUGGUGUAAUAAUAUACUUACAGUAAAUUUCUCCGCCUUUUUAUUGUAAACCGAUAAAGCACUUGUGCAACGAUUGUUUUUAUUUGGCAUCUUUACUGAAAUUGUCUGGGAGCACAAUACUGCCUCAUAUACCUGAAUGACGUGAGUGUAUUUCAGAUGGAUUUGUGUGCUUAUGUAUAACGUUAUACAUUCAUUAUACAAAAUGGCGUGCCGUAAUGGCCUGCGUGAUUUUCCUCAAUGACGUCAAACGACGACAGAGAGUCACACAGGUAUAAAGAUAAAGGGACAUAACUCUGCAGUGCAUUACAUAAGGGCAGAAUGUGCUGUGGAUAAGGGUCAGUAUAUUUUCAUGAGGUUUUCAUGAGAUAAACCAAACUAUUCCAGUACACAGAUCCACAUUGUAAUGGGAUAAGUUUUGGUAGUAUCACAAAUUACAAGAAAUGUUGAACUCAUACAACAUGGGAAAUCGCGUAAUAGUGAUUUGGAUGCCCUAGAUAAUAUGUAAGUUAGUUCUUAGAUUCCCAUAUUCUCCUGUUUGUGUAGAUGAGUGUUUUUUACUUAUUUUAGAACAUAAUUAACAGAGAACCUGCCAUAUCUUCUAAUGUAAUGAAAUUACUGAAAGGAUUCACCAUUUUAGUUGACGUCAUGGCCUGUUUUAUGUUUUUUACGUCUGAGAAAAACGAC